AUGAGGAACCAUACACAAAUAACAUUAUUCAUACUACGGGGAUUGACAGAUGAUCCAUAUCUGCAGGUUCUGCUUUUUAUCUUUCUAUUUUUGACCUAUAUGCUGAGUGUAACUGGAAACCUGACCAUCAUCACCCUUACUUUAGUUAAUCCCCAUCUUAAAACCCCCAUGUAUUUUUUCCUUAGGAACUUUUCUUUCUUGGAAUUGUCAUUCACAACUGUCUGUAUUCCCAGAUUCCUGUACUGCAUGUCAACUGGGGAUUACACUGUGACCUAUAAUGAAUGUGCCACCCAAUUAUUUUUUGGUAUCCUCCUUGGAGCCUCAGAAUUUUUUUUACUGGCUGCUAUGUCUUAUGAUCGGUAUGUGGCUAUCUGCAAACCCCUGCACUAUACAACCAUUAUGAACAGCCGAGUCUGUAAUCACCUCCUGGUGGGUUGUUGGUUUUCUGGGUUGAUGAUUAUCCUUCCACCACUUAGCCUGGGUCUUCAACUAGAAUUCUGUGAUUCCAACAUCAUUAACCAUUUUGUCUGUGAUGCAUCACCACUGCUGGAGAUCACGUGCUCUGAUACAGAGUUUAUAGAAAGGAUGGUUUUAGCCUUUGCUGUGUUGACACUCAUCAUCACCUUAAUUUUAGUAAUUUUGUCCUAUGGCUAUAUUAUCAAUACUAUUCUGAGAUUCCCCUCUGCCCAGCAAAGGAAAAAAGCCUUUUCCACCUGUUCUUCCCACAUGAUUGUUGUCUCCAUGACUUAUGGCACAUGUAUCUUUAUCUAUAUGAAACCUUCUGCAAAAGAAGGAGUGGCUUUGAACAAGGUGGUAUCAGUGCUUGCAACCUCUGUGGCCCCAGUGAUGAAUCCCUUCAUUUAUACCCUCAGAAAUAAGCAAGUUAUCCAAGCUUUUAGAGAUUCUUUCAAAAAGUGUAUAUUGGUUUCAAAAUUAUAA
Antechinus flavipes (yellow-footed antechinus) is the source of this 939-nucleotide messenger RNA. RefSeq names its product olfactory receptor 6C2-like. The coding region runs from base 1 to 939 and encodes 312 amino acids. The transcript has a single exon. Gene Ontology annotation, biological process: G protein-coupled receptor signaling pathway. Gene Ontology annotation, molecular function: G protein-coupled receptor activity; olfactory receptor activity. NCBI's taxonomy places the organism in Eukaryota, Metazoa, Chordata, Mammalia, Dasyuromorphia, Dasyuridae. The record is from RefSeq and is a predicted model, not a curated record. Gene Ontology annotation, cellular component: membrane.